UGCAAUAUUUUUUUACAUGAAUCUCUCGCAAAAAUAAAUCUUGCAAGAAAAAUGACGAAUCGAUUUUUACUAUGUUUUAUGUUUGUUUUAUUAAAUAAAGUUGCGUUUUCGCAUCAAGAAAAAUCAGGCUUGCACGUCUUUUUAGACAGCAUCGAGUGUGUGGCAGCAAAACAAUCUUGGGGUUGCGUCAAAGACAAAAUCGCUCGUUCAAUAGAUUAUUGGAGCGAAAAUCUCAAAAAUGAAAAAGAAGCUUUCAUCGGUGAAUUGGAUGACGAGCUAACGAAUUUGACGAAUCGCCAAUCACGCAAACUGGAUGGCAUCGAUGAGAAACCGAUGGAAAUAAUCACGUCAGCAUUGAAAGACGUAGAGGAAAUCACCGAAACAAUUUCUAAUGGACUAAAAAGUUUGGAUCCCGAAAGCGACGAACCCAUCGAAGAAACCGCAGAAACGGCCGAAGUUGAUGCAAGUCCCGCAGAAGGUCGUCAAUCGGGCGGCGGAAAGGGCGGCAAAGGCGGCAAAGGAGGUAAGAAAAAGAAAGGCGGAUAUUACAUCGAACACGAUGAUCAUGAUGAUCAUUACGAUGAUGAUGACGAUUACGGUUAUUAUUACGGAAAAGGCAAAAAGGGCGGAUAUCGCGGCGGCAAAGGCAAGAAAAAGAAGGGAUACAUGAAGGUUUUCAUGGUUGGCGCUGCUCUCAAAGCCAAACUCGAGAUGCUGUUGAAGCUUCUUUCGUUCCAUUUGCAGUUGAAAUUCUUCGCGAUCGCCGCUAUCGGACUCAUCGUCAACAUCGCUCGAUUCUGGCUCGAUGUCAAGAAGGGACAAGCACCUCAAAAGGUAAUCUAUUAUGAACACGCUCAACAUCAACAUCAUUACGAUGAACAUGGAGGCGGCGACGAUUGGAAUGGCGGCUAUUGGAAGCGAACGAAUGAUCCGUAUGCUUACAACAAUGGCUACGACAUAAUUCACGAUCAGAAAGCCUAA
This is a messenger RNA of Culicoides brevitarsis, 981 nucleotides long. RefSeq lists its product as uncharacterized. The record is from RefSeq and is a predicted model, not a curated record. The transcript is spliced from 6 exons. The coding region runs from base 52 to 981 and encodes 309 amino acids. Lineage: Eukaryota; Metazoa; Arthropoda; Insecta; Diptera; Ceratopogonidae.